CAAAAAGAUGUCGGAUCGGAAUGGGUAGACAUGUAGAGAACGCCAAUGAGAUCGGAAAUAAAACCGGAAAAACACGAAGUCAGAAGUUAGGCAGCAUUGCCAAAUUGCCAAUUCAAAUUCAUAUAUUCAAAUUAUGAAAAUUACUAGAAACUAGAAUAGAAACGAGUAAUUCAUGAACUUUUGUAAUAUUGUAAUCAGAGGACCAGGAGGCAUUUAAAAAAAAAUAUGUUGAAAAGAAAGCAUCUGAGAUCGAGUGUACUGUAUCUAGUUGGACCACACCACUCACCAGGUAUCAGGAUCAGCUGACGACGCUGUCGAGGCUGACGGCCGUUCACUAAAGACUUGUUUUUUUUAUCUUUGGUCAAAGUCUAAUCGGUUUAAUCAUUUACAUAGAGAAACUGAUAGGUAGGUACUCUACAAAUCCAAAUAAAGUGGAUUAAUCAGUAUGUAUUUACAUAUCAAUCAGAUUUCAAAGUGAAUGUAGGUACCUGUUUACAUUUUCCAUAAAUAAUUUUAAAUAUGGGAGAAGUAGAUGGAAAUACUGUUCUUGCUCAGGCUCUUAAAAAACAAGGCAUCGACUAUGUGUUUGGUAUUAUUGGUUACCCGGUAAUCGAACUCAGCAUGGCCUUGCAGAUGGCGGAUAUUCAUUACAUAGGCAUGAGGAAUGAACAAGCUGCUUGCUAUGCUGCACAGGCUAUGGGUUAUAUGACAGGUACACCGGGAGCUGUUUUGGUAGUUUCUGGACCUGGUUUGUUGCACACUUUCGGUGGUUUAGGUAAUGCUCAAAUCAAUUGCUGGCCAGUUCUUGUUAUCGGCGGGUCCGCUCCUCAGGACCAUGAAGGCAUUGGUGGGUUUCAGGAGUGCAAUCAGGUAGAAUUGGCCAGACCUUAUUGUAAAUACUCUGCGCGACCACCAAGCAUUCCUUUAAUACCCCAACACGUUGAGAAAGCAGUUCGCUUAACUAAAACAGGUCGCCCAGGAGCAGCUUACUUAGAUUUCCCAGCAAAUAUUUUAUCCGGUCGAGUCUCUGAAGAUAAAAUUCCAGAACAGUAUGGACCAACUGAUAUCCCAUUAAUUUACCCGGAUCCAAAACAAAUUAAACUAGCCGUAGAUUUACUGACUCAUGCGAAAAAUCCUUUAGUUAUUGUAGGUAAAGGUGCAGCUUAUUCUAGAGCUGAAAGAGAAGUGAUAGAUUUAGUAACAUCUGCCAAUCUACCAUUUUUGGCAACUCCUAUGGGAAAAGGAGUCGUACCGGAUACUUCUCCGAAGAGUGUAGCUUCUGCUAGGUCAACUGCUUUACAACAAGCCGAUGUCAUUCUCCUCUUAGGAGCGAGACUAAAUUGGAUCCUCCACUUUGGCCGACCUCCUAGGUUUUCUCCAAACGUUAAAGUUAUUCAAAUUGACAUAUCUGCCGAAGAACUUCACAACAGUAUCAAAGCGGAGGUAGCGAUCCAAAGUGACAUUAGAACUGCAGUAGGUUCGAUAGUUGACGGUCUCAAAAGACGAAGCUUCACUUUUAAUAAUGAAAACGAAUGGUGGAAACUGUUGAGGAAGAAAUGUCAAGAUAAUCAGAAAACUGUAGCGGCUAUGGCUGCAGAUAUAUCAGUACCAUUAAAUUAUUAUGCAGUUUUUAAGCAUUUAUACAAUGUACUGCCAGAAGAUUGCAUCAUUGUAAGUGAAGGUGCCAAUACCAUGGAUAUUGGUAGGUCAAUGUUGUUAAAUGAAAAACCGCGUCAUAGACUAGAUGCUGGUACUUUUGGUACGAUGGGGGUUGGUCCCGGAUUUGCAAUCGCAGCAGCAUUAUAUUGCAGGCACUUUGAACCCAACAAAAGAGUGAUAUGCGUAGAAGGAGACUCUGCUUUUGGAUUUUCCGGAAUGGAAAUAGAGACCAUGGUUAGAUAUAAACUACCCAUAAUUAUUGUAGUUGUUAAUAAUUCUGGAAUUUACACUGGCAUGAACGCUGAUGUUUUAGAAGAACUUAGAGGAAGCGUUGAUAUUGGGGAUAUAGCAAAAGUGUCACCUCCUGGAUGUUUGACCAGCGUAACUCGCUAUGAUAAAAUGUUGGGACUUUUUGGAAAAUCUGGAUAUUUCGUUAACACUGUAUCUGAACUUGAAAAAGCUGUUAAUGAUGCUCUUAAGAUUAAUGAUCAACCAACGAUAAUAAAUGUUAUAAUUGACCUCACUGCUGAUAGGAAACCACAAUCUUUCCAUUGGCUAACAGAAUCAAAAUUAUAGACAAUUUAAAAAAUGUUUAAUGCUGUGUUGGUGAAAGUUGAAUUUUUUGUUAUGUCUACUAUAUUUAAUAAAAAUUUGUUAUUUUAUUUUAGUUUUGCUAUAAAAUAUAGUCAUAGUUACACAUUUUAUUAUACACACCUUGCAUUUCUAUUAACAAAUUAAAUCAAAAUGACAUAAAUAGUACAAAAUAAAAAUAUAAACAGUGAUCCACAAAAAAACGUUUCUAAAGUAGAGGCUAUGACCAUUAAAGAAAUACGAUUCAUGUCCUCUGAUAACUUUUCUCUACUCAUAAUUAAAUCCACACUUAAAAGAAGAAUUGCACUCUUCGACAUGCGUGUAUUUUUCCAAGGUCUACUUUAAAAACAUUUUUUGAAGACCACUUCAUAUUAUAUUAUCUAUACUUAUACUACUUAUAGUAUAAAGUGAUCAACAAAAAAUGUUUAUAAAGUAAGCCGUGACCGACAAAAACAUACAUGAAUCAUCUCUGUGAUAUAAGUACGCACGGCUCUGAAUUAAAUCCAAACUGACACUUAUAAAAAAUAAGAAUUGUACUCUUCGACAUGCGUGAACUUUUUCAAGGCCUACUUUAGAAACUUUUUUACUCUAUUUUAAGUAAAUAACUUUUAGUACAGUCUAAACUUGAUAUAAUAAAUACAAUAAAAUCUUAUGAAACUCUUAAUUUUAUAAUACACUAUUACAAACUAACAUCUUGAAAAUAAACGAAUUAUGUAAAUGUACGGU
Messenger RNA from Psylliodes chrysocephalus, 2976 nucleotides. Lineage: Eukaryota; Metazoa; Arthropoda; Insecta; Coleoptera; Chrysomelidae. The record is from the annotation of a GenBank genome assembly.